Molecule: messenger RNA, 1118 nt
Organism: Papaver somniferum (opium poppy)
Lineage: Eukaryota; Viridiplantae; Streptophyta; Magnoliopsida; Ranunculales; Papaveraceae
Product: pre-mRNA cleavage factor Im 25 kDa subunit 1-like
Exons: 7
Coding region: 126-755 (209 amino acids)
Cellular component (GO): mRNA cleavage factor complex
Molecular function (GO): mRNA binding
Source: RefSeq, a predicted model, not a curated record
CAAACUAAUCUAUACAUUUUUGAAUGACACGUUUUCUUCUGUGUCAGCCAUCAGUCCAGCACUAGCUAGUACCUAACCAGUUUUGCAACUUGCAGUCUCACUUGGAGAUUUUGAGUAAUUCAAAAAUGGAUGAUCAAAUAGUCGAUGAGGAUGACACUAAUAGCUGUGUGGUGAACAUUUAUCCAUUAAGGGGUAACUACUUUGGAUCAAAAGAUGCUAUUCUUCCUAAACACCAUAUCUACUUUGAUCAAUUACAGAAAUUGAAAUCCAUUUAUUCAACAAAUGGGAUGAGGGUUUGUGUGGAAGCAGUUAUGUUGGUUGAAUUGUUUAAACAACCUCAUUUGCUAGUGUUGCAAAUGAGAAAUUCUUUCUUUAAGCUUCCUGGUGGUCGAUUAAGACUCGGUGAAUCAGAGAUCGAAGGACUAAAGCGCAAACUCUCAAACAAGCUAUCAGUAAAUGGAAACGGAGUUGAUGACAAUUGGGAGGUAGGAGAGUGUCUUGGAACAUGGUGGAGAUCUGACUUUGAAACUUCCUUAUGCCCAUUUUUGCCUCCUCACAUGAAGAGCCCCAAAGAAUGCUUAAAGCUCUUUCUUGUGAGAUUUCCAAUGAACAAGAGUUUCGUUGUUCCAAAAAAUCAAAAGCUUCUGGUAUUGCCACUUUUCCAAGUUCAUGACAAUUUUAAGACCUACGGCCAGAUUGUUUCGGAAGUUCCAAGUUUCCUAUCAAGAUUUUCCUUCAACAUGAAUAAUGUUUGAAAUCCUUCUGCUCCCUCGCUACUAUGGUGCGUUAAACGACAUGAAAUGUUUUCAGGAGUCAAAAAUGGAACAUGAGUUUGAUUGGAAAAAAAAUGAAGCAAAGAAUGUACGAGCAUGACCACUGAGUCAGUUGUUGAGGUUUGCCAAAAAUAUUUUUUUGUGAAAGAGCUGGACCAAGCUGAUGAGCAACCCAAGUGCUCGGUGUUUCCAUGAUAUGGUGUUGUCAAGGUGGGGUACAAUAUUGCUUGGUUGCCACUUUUUGGCCAAUUUUAGAGUUGGUGGAACUUAUUAGAUAUGCCUAGCCAUAUUAACUUUGAAAAUUUGAAUGUUCGGACUUGUACUUGGUUAUCACCUUCGUAUAUA